Trichoplusia ni (cabbage looper) is the source of this 821-nucleotide messenger RNA. RefSeq names its product tctex1 domain-containing protein 2-like. The coding region runs from base 158 to 715 and encodes 185 amino acids. The record is from RefSeq and is a predicted model, not a curated record. Gene Ontology annotation, cellular component: cytoplasm; cytoplasmic dynein complex. Gene Ontology annotation, biological process: microtubule-based movement. NCBI's taxonomy places the organism in Eukaryota, Metazoa, Arthropoda, Insecta, Lepidoptera, Noctuidae. Gene Ontology annotation, molecular function: dynein intermediate chain binding. The transcript has 3 exons.
CAUCACUUGCAUAAAACCUUUGCAGGAAUGACGUUUAAAACUCUUCUUUCUGACACUUUUUUUUAAGCUAAUCAUUAUUACUUCUACUGUCAGUACCUCCGAAAUACAUAAACAAAUUUAAUCCGCAUCAUAUAAAUUAAUUAUACAUUGCUUCAACAUGGAUACUGCUUCUAAGAAAAGUAAAGUUUCAAUGAUGACUAUGAAAAGCUCAACACAGACCAAAUCUAUCGCUAAUGUAGCUGGUAAAUCUAUGAGUAGAUUACGAGUUCGGAAGCAGUCGUAUGGGUUCUCUGGAGUGCCUGGUAUCUCAGCUGGGAAACGGAGUUCACAGAUCGGAUUAGAGUUCAAACGUCCACCUCUGUUAUUUCUGAAUACGUAUCAACUGGACUCCAGAUUUAAGUUUUGCGAGCCAGCUGUCGAGAAAAUCGUAGAUCAAGUGGUUGAGCGACACUUUAUACAUCACAAAUAUAAUGACCAGGAUUCUCCUGCACUGGCCAUGCGUGUAGCUGGAGAAGUAAUGCGCGACGUUAAAUCUUUGGGAUUCAAUCGCUAUAGAAUCAUUUCGGUUGUCACUCUGGGACAGAAGAGGUCACAGUGUUAUAACAAUGCCGUCGCGUUCCUAUGGGACCAUGAGAGAGAUAGCUACGUCAACCUUCAAAGAGAGGUCACCUCUGCUUUCAUUCAAGUCACUGUGUUUGGUGUAUACCUUGACUGAUCCUAUUUAUAGCUCCUCGAGCUUAUUUGCUACUGGUACGACGUAGGAUUUUAUUUAAGAAUUUUAAUUAGCUAUACAAUGGUUUAGAUGGAAUGGUUUAAUUUUA